Messenger RNA from Homalodisca vitripennis (glassy-winged sharpshooter), 1667 nucleotides. RefSeq lists its product as uncharacterized. The record is from RefSeq and is a predicted model, not a curated record. The coding region runs from base 111 to 1571 and encodes 486 amino acids. The transcript has 6 exons. Lineage: Eukaryota; Metazoa; Arthropoda; Insecta; Hemiptera; Cicadellidae.
AUAUCUCUAGUUUGUGAGUUUUUUUUGUAGAUGGACUGGAGAAGGUUAGGAAUUAUAGCUUGACAAUUAAUAGAAAAUUAAUAGAAAAUUUUCCAUAAAUAUUAAUCAAUAUGUUUGGGAAACCUUACCACAAGAUGCCUGUAUCCUCGUGGAUGAUUCCAGGAGGAAACAGAGACCAAAAGAGGUCAUUGAUGAAAGCCCAGAAGUAUCCUAUGGUGAGCGCCAUCAAGCAAAAUCUGGGCGGUCCGUUGUCCGAAGUCUUUUUUUCCUUCCUUACACAUCAACAGCAGGACUUUAUCGGUUACACUCCCAAGCUGAAAGGUCCUGGAGAGGAAACCUGGGUGUCUCCAAGUGAUAUCCUGCAGAAUCAUGUGGUCUUAACCCCUCCAUACACGAACAGGCUUAAACAAGCCAUGACUCACCAGGGUAUCAUGAAGUUGGGACAAGAGGUGGAAGCCAAACUGAUAAAAAAAUAUGAGGAUGAGAUAAGAGAAGAAUACAUAGAGAAGGAAAAAGUUCUAAGAGAGGAAUUCAAGUCCAAGUUGCAAGAGGCUAUAAUUAGAGACAGGGAAUAUCAAGAGCAGUCAAAGAUGAAUACUAUACAGAAGGCCACUACCGAUCUCACCAAAACUUUUCAAGAAGUCCUUUCAAAUACAGUGGAGGAAUUGCUGAAAGAGAGCUGCAGGAAGCUACAAAAGGAGGUUAACCGCAAGCAACAGGAGAUGGAAGACGAGUUGUGUCAGGCCGUGAACCAACGCAGUGACUAUCUCAGUCGACAGUACGAGUUUCAGUUGGCGUGGCGCGAAAAUGAGCUGCUCAUGAAGUGUGAGGACCAAUUUAAGAAACUCAAACAAAUUUCUGCACAGAGGUUGGAAAACGUAUAUGCUGGGUGUCUAAAGAUGAUCAAGGCAAAGGAAGCAGAAAUGGAAGCAAACCAUGUGACAGAUUUGAUUAUCCGUGCUGCCGAACAGGCUUUGAAACAUCACGAAGAAAAAAAUGAAUUGGAGAAUAAUUUUGAAAAUUGGUUUAUGAAAUAUUUUGAUGAUGAAAUCAUUACAAGAGAGUUUUCCGCGUUAAAUAUGGAGAAUGAAAUUAGAUUGUUAAAGAAAAAAUGUGAGAGACGAGAAUAUCAAAUGCGGGAAGUGUUCAGGCAUUUCCAGAAGUUUAUAAACUUUGCGCUUAAGGAGAAACCUGGACAGGCAGAGUUUUUGUUGAGUCUUGAGAAGGAACUACAAGAAUAUUCUGAGGCAAAAUCUGGAGAUAAAGAAGUUGAACUUAUGGCAAGAAUGAUUAUAGAAUUCAUUAUCAAAACCAUCACUGAUAAAAGAGAACAAGAAAAGGUUUUUGAGGUCAUCAAAAAGGAAUCUAUUAGAAUGACUAUUGAUGAUUUUCGUGAUAAAAUACACGAGAAAAGAACAGCACAAAGAGCUUUGAAACUAGAAGGGGAGAAAAAUUUUACAACAUUAAGUGAAAAAUUGUUCAAGCAGCUUGAACAAAAGUCACUAGCCAAGAUGUUUGAAAAGAGUCCUAGCAUGGUGCCACUGAUAUCAUCUAAAAAACCUAAAAAUUAAUUUUUCAAAAAUAUUUUGUCAAAAACAACCUUUCUGAAAACAUAAUUGUGCACUUUUUAAAUAUUUCACUGAACAAAUGUAUGUGUAUUGUGCUCA